CAGGAAGUGAGUCUUCAUCAUUUGUAAACUUCAUGAUCGAGGCUUCCUGUUUGUUGAAAUUAAAAAGACUCUUCAAUUGAAACUUGAAUCGCUUAGCUUUCAUCAGCUCAAGCUUUAAUCGCUUAGCUUUCCCAGAUUUCUAAAUAUAUCCAUUGCGGCAAGCUGUAAUUAAAGUUUGAGCUAGCAUGCCGAGUGAGCAUGUCCCGGCCUGCAGUCAUUCGGCGGCUAAAUAUGCUUAUGGAUCAAUCUUUCUUCUUGCAAGUAUAUUGUCUUGGGUUCUUCGCGAUACGGAAUUCGGUUAUACUUCUUUGAAAGGAAUGGGAAGGCUAAAAUACUGUAAUGGUAAAGCAGAUUGCUUGGAGGAACAAGGAGUAUUUAGAAUGAGUUUCGGAUGUUUUAUGUUCUUCUUUGUUAUGUUUGUCUCCACGGUAGGCACUUCUGAGAAGGAUAGCUGUAGGGGAAGGUGGCACUCAGGGACCAUAGGAAUCUGGAUUUCCAAGAUUGUGUUAAUUGUUCUCCUGAUUUUCAUUUCAUUUUUUCUCCCGCCGGAGAUGAUUUCAACCUACGGAGGGUUUGCAUAUGCCGGAGCUUGGGUCUUUUUAAUAUUCCAGUCUAUUAGCAUAAUGAGUUUCAUCAAUAAGAUAAAUAAGUGGUGCCACCCUGAAAAAGAUGCAGACAAAAGUAAAAAGUAUUGGGUCUUGCUUGUUUUGGCCAAUAUUGUGAUAUGGGUCCCGAUAAUCUUUAUGUUCUAUUGGUAUGUGGUACGCACGUUUUGCAAGGUUAACUUUCUCAUUAUCUUGGGAACGGUCAUAGUCAUCGGAGGAAUGUAUAGUUUGUCUCUUCUUCCCGAUGCGAAUGCUAUUUCUCUGCGUUCGAGUUUAAUGGGAACAUAUGUUAUAUUUCUCUGCGGGUCAGCAAUCAAAAGUGAACCUCCACUUGCAAAAUGCUCGGGAUGGGGAGGAUCUGAUACGUCUAAAGUUGAUGCGCUCACCAUCAUAGGCUUUGUGGUGGCUUUCGGUGCAAUGGUGUUUGCAGUGUACUCGACAGGAAUAGAUUCCCAAUCAUUCAGGGUCAUAAUAAAAUAUAUACCAUUCAUACAUAAGAACAAAUAUCACGGUGAUGAUGAUGAUGGUGUUCCAUAUGGCUAUGGAUUCUUUCACCUUGUUUUUGCCACAGCCUCCAUGUAUUCGGCAAUGCUAUUUGUCAAUUGGAACAUCCACCACCCUUCGAAUAAAAGGUUUACAAUUGAUUCUGGAUGGACUAGUACUUGGAUGAAGAUAGGAAAUGAGUUAUUUGCAGCCGUUGUAUACGCAAUCGUUCUCAUUGCUGACAUUUAUCAAGAUGGUGAUGAUUGAAUAUUAUUUGUUCGUGUUGUCAUAUUUCAAGGAGGUACAUUAUUCCAGAUGAAAGGGAACCAAACGAUUUGUUUUACACACAUAUAUAUGGUUCAUUUAAAUUUUAGGGGGCAUCGUACCUCAAACUUUACGGAUAUGACAAUGUUCUUUUAAUUUAUCAUAUAGCC
This is a messenger RNA of Cuscuta europaea, 1522 nucleotides long. The record is from the annotation of a GenBank genome assembly. NCBI's taxonomy places the organism in Eukaryota, Viridiplantae, Streptophyta, Magnoliopsida, Solanales, Convolvulaceae.